CUUUUCUCCCUGAAUAUUUAUACGCGGGAAGUCUAAAUGGCUCACUUCACAGAUCAGCUGUUUGACCGACUCAUCACACACCAGACACAACAAACAAAGAGUGCAACUGAGGUCUUUGCCAACAUGGGAAAGUCCAAAGAGGGAAUUUUCACCGGCGAGUUCGCCGCCACAAAAGAAAUAGAUGUCCCAGUUAGCCCUUGCCAAGGUUGGAUCAAUCCUUGCGAGUUCUGCGACAAGAGAUUUGGCGACUGGGUGGAGGCGAGUGAUGAAAAUCUUGCCAAGAUUUCAACAAAUCCAGGAAUUCUAAUGGUUGGCCUAAAGAGCAAGAACAACACUGAAAUUGUGAGCAUAUCUCUUCAUUCUAGCGACAUUCAAAAAAUAAGCCACAGCUGCAUCGAUUAUGUCAAACAUCGCAUUGCAGACAAAAAAUCCAAGUUCACUAAAGCUGUCAUCCUUUGUCGGUGGUUGACACUUAAGAAUACAGAUGAUAAAGAUGCUAUCUAUUUGUAUGCUCAUUGGUAUAAUAAUGGUAUUCUACCGAGAUUCGUGAAGUCCUGGCCAGGUUUGGACAACCUUCAAAACACAGACAGUCUUAUGUUUUCAGAUGACCUCCAGAAGUGGUGUCACCUCCCAAAAGAAGCCUUUUGGAAGAAACCAAAACCACUGUCUGUAAAACUAGCUGAAGAAGUGAGAGGCUGUAGUUGGACUCAACCGUGCGAGAUCUGUGAUAUGUAUUUUUCUCCGUGGAAGAGACUGGACGAUGUUGUCACCAAUGGUCUGGCCCCUGAUUGUGAUGGGGUGUAUAUGGUGUCCCGAUGCUCUGGUCGGACAAGGGAAGUAGUGGACAUUAGUUAUAAAGGUGAUAUCCUAGUCAAUAUUAAGAAGAGUUUACAGGAAUAUUUCCUUAGCACGUGCAGUGAACUGAAAAGAAAAGAAUUAGAGAGCAGAAAUGUUUUCUAUGAAGUGAGGUGGUUGGUGGUCACCGAUCCUGAAAAUGAUGAUGCCUGCUUCCUCUAUGCACAUUGGCUAAAUGCUGAUACUUCAACAGGUUGCACAUCCUACAUCAUAGAUUAUAAUUUCAAAAAGAUGCGGAGAAAGAAAAAUUUCAUUGUUAGGACUCGUGAUAGGAAAUGGUGUUAUGAGAUAGAUGCUUUUAAGCAAAUUAAGGAAUCUAAAGCUAAAUCUAAGAAGCAUAUUUUGAAUGAUCUGCGGGAAGAUGUCAGUUUUAUAAGCUUUGAUACAUAGCAAAAAAUGUAAUGUGUUGUUAUUUGUUUAUUCAUGUAAAUAAAAUUAUUUUUUUAUGUUUUUA
Messenger RNA from Argiope bruennichi, 1309 nucleotides. RefSeq lists its product as uncharacterized. The transcript has 2 exons. NCBI's taxonomy places the organism in Eukaryota, Metazoa, Arthropoda, Arachnida, Araneae, Araneidae. The coding region runs from base 37 to 1245 and encodes 402 amino acids. The record is from RefSeq and is a predicted model, not a curated record.